UGUACUUACAAAUCCUGCAAGAUCUCAACAUGCCGAUUUCAAGUAAAUUCAAUCAGCGGGUAAGAGCUCGGCUAGAAGAGGACGAGUUUGAGCAAUUCUCGGGCGAGUCUACCUCAGAUGAAGGGUUAGAGGGAGGCGAAUCUGUUGAGGACGAAGAAGAGGAGGAAGAAAAUAGCGCUGAAGAUCAUAGCGAGGAGGACGAUGACGAAGGAGAAGAAGAUGAUGACGAUGAUGGGGAUGUAGAGGACUCCUCCUCCGACAUAAACCCCUCGCUAAACGCCAUCUCCUUCGGCGCCCUCGCAAAGGCCCAAGCAUCCCUCGGAAAGCGAAAGCGGCCAACCGCCUCAACAGGGGGCAUCUCGCCCAAAAGAGCGAAAGUUCCUGGCCGACACUCGCCUACUCCUUCUGCCUCAUCCAGUGGAGAAAAACAAGAACCAGAACCAGAACUAUCCGAAUACCAAAAACACCUCGCCGCCAACGCCAAAAAACCGCCUCAAAAGCUCACCCACCGAACCUCCAAACACGCUCCCACAAUCCAAUCCUCCCGCCAUGCCGUCUCCCGCAAACGCACCAUCCUCGAACCACCCCCAGUUCCCAAAGCCCGUGACCCGCGCUUCGACUCUGUCGUCCUAAGCCACAGCACAAACGGCAAUUCGUCCACCGCAAGUAACGCCGCCAUCCACGCCCGCAAAAACUACGCCUUCCUUGACAGCUACCGCAAAGACGAGAUUGCGCAGCUGCGCAAGCAGGUCUCAACGUUACAAACCAAGAAACAUAAGACAAACUAUGAUGAGCGCGAGCUCGCGCGCCUCAAGCGCCAGAUUACCUCUAUGAGUGAUCGACAGCGCACGUUUGAGCGGAAGGAGAUGGAAAGGGAGGUGCUAGUACAGCAUCGACGGAAGGAGAGGGAGUUGAUACGCGAGGGAAAGAAGAGUAAGCCGUACUUUUUGAAGAGGGGAGAGGUAAAGAAGGAGGCCGUUGCGAAGAGGUUUACGGAGAUGAGUGGGAAAGAGAAGCAGAGGGCGUUGGAGAGGAGGCGAAAGAAGGUUGCUGGGAAGGAGAGAAAAGAGAUGCCGUGGGGGAGGAGGGUGGUUGAGUAGUUUGUUUUUUAUUUCUUUUUGUCUAGCAUGUUUUAUUUAUGUUUAUUUUUAUUUUUAUUUUUUUUUCAUUUCAUUUUAUUGUUGCUGGAGGGGGACAUUAUGUAGUCGAUGAUAAACGCUCCAUCACAUCGCCGGCCAACGUCAUAUUCAGGAUUAUAUUACGCUACGAAUGAAUUCAUGCUACUUCUAUAGUUGGAUGAAAGACCUAUUAUCAUCA
Blastomyces gilchristii SLH14081 is the source of this 1317-nucleotide messenger RNA. Its product is annotated as rRNA biogenesis protein RRP36. Gene Ontology annotation, cellular component: 90S preribosome; nucleolus. The record is from RefSeq and is a predicted model, not a curated record. NCBI's taxonomy places the organism in Eukaryota, Fungi, Ascomycota, Eurotiomycetes, Onygenales, Ajellomycetaceae. The transcript has a single exon. Bases 30 to 1100 code for a protein of 356 amino acids. Gene Ontology annotation, biological process: maturation of SSU-rRNA from tricistronic rRNA transcript (SSU-rRNA, 5.8S rRNA, LSU-rRNA).